CACAAGAAUUGGUUGCGAGAUGCAUGAAAAUGCUGACCAGUACUGCGAGACCUCUUGCAUUUUGGGCGGGAUAUUGCCGCCCAGCUGUCCUUGUCGUGUCCCAGCACCUUCCCCCUUGGUCCGUUCGGAUCCCGAGUCCCAUUGUCUGUGGGGUCAACCCAGGGAUCGGCGGAAACCAGAAUAGGUUCAUAAGUGUGUUCCCCCAACGAUGGAAGGAUAUACGUGGGCAAACUCUCCAAAACCAGUGGGAUGCAGCGCUAAAGGCAGUGAUGAGUCACAUCUGGCUCCGACCUGGAGUUUCCGAGACAUAGCGACUCGUCACCGUACCAUACCCCUCUAUAUGAAUUGGACCAUGGGAUCGAUCACAGCCGUUGCAAUUAAAUGACCUCGCUCACCAUCGGGUGAUGUAGAUUCGCGCUGUGAAACUGGAGAAAACCAACGAGAACAGGGCACAGUGUAUGGAUGACGAUAUCGGAUAUGGGUCAGAUUCUGACACGCAACUAGAUUCACAUGAAGCGAUACUUUGCAUGAUCCGUGACUAUCACCUCACAGCUGAUAUCUUAGCUGAGCAACUGUAAGCGAUAAGCGUACAGAACCGUAUAUAAGCUAGAACCUUUGUAGAUAGAAAAGACAGAGAUCUUGUAUUUUACACCCUCUAGUGUAAUAUCG
This is a messenger RNA of Cantharellus anzutake, 669 nucleotides long. RefSeq lists its product as uncharacterized. Bases 24 to 311 code for a protein of 95 amino acids. The record is from RefSeq and is a predicted model, not a curated record. NCBI's taxonomy places the organism in Eukaryota, Fungi, Basidiomycota, Agaricomycetes, Cantharellales, Hydnaceae. The transcript is spliced from 4 exons.